This is a messenger RNA of Diatraea saccharalis (sugarcane borer), 6237 nucleotides long. The record is from the annotation of a GenBank genome assembly. Lineage: Eukaryota; Metazoa; Arthropoda; Insecta; Lepidoptera; Crambidae.
AUGCGCUUCCUCUCGUCGCGUUGGUUUUUUUUGUUUGUGCAAUUUGACGAAAAUGAUAACUUUUGUGAUUCUGUGUGGCAUCAAUUAUGGAAUGGUUCGGAUGCAGUGACCUAAUAUUGUACUCGUUACACAAGGUGAGCAUUGAAUGAAUUUAUAAUUUAAUAUUACAGUAACGUAAAAGUAAAAUAGAAACGGUUGUUUGUGCUGCUUGAAGCAGGCACCGGGGCGGCCACGAGGCGAGCGGCAGCCCGGCAACUCGGCGAGGUACAGAAGGCACACCCCGAAGAGCUACACCGCUUACUCGGUCGACUUAUGAAACAUCUACGCUCGCCUGCGUGGGAAACCAGGAUCGCUGCAUCUCAGGCCGUUGAAGCAAUAUUAGCUAAUGUACCAGAAUGGCAGCCGCCACCGUUUACUGUGAUUAAGGAGGAGACGCUGGACCCGGACGACGGUGGGCGGUUGCGUUGUGAAACGUUUGACUUAGAACGAGUGCUGCAAGAUGGAGCUAGUCUGAUGGGCUCCGAAGGCAACGAGUACGAUAUGGAGGAGGAGGCGCUCUCCACUACAGAUUUAAAAGAGCGUAUCAGCAGACAACGGCAGCAGUUAAACGCUAAGUUGGGCUUGGACGUGGCACCACACUUGGGGGUAGACAUCAACGCCCUCUACACCAACGAAGAUCUUUGUCCCAUCAAGCCGGCCCCCAAGCCUGACUCACAAAAGAAGCCAGUCCAGGAGCUGGUGCCGUCGAAACCGCUGAGCUCGCGCGAGAUGAAUCUGGCCAAGCGGAAGGCCCGGCUCGCGUUCAGUAAACAGAAGUCUCGAGACUGCAGCGAGGAGGGCGGGCCCUCCGCGCCCCCCACCCCUCCCAUAGAACCGGACCGGAAGAAGAUAAAGACUGAACCUAACGUCGACGACUACCUGGCGGAGAGCGCGGGCGGGGGCGCGGGCGCGGUACCGGACUGCGCGGGCGCGUGGGGCGCGUGCGCGCGCUGGCCGCUGGAGCGCUGGAGCGCGGCGCUGCGCGCGCAGCUGUUCAGCGCCGCCUGGGAGGCGCGCCACGGCGCCGCCAGCGCGCUGCGCGAGCUGCUGCGCGCGCGCGUGGCCAGCACGGCUGGCGUGCACGCCGGCAUGACCACCGAACAGAUGGAAGACGCCCACCAGGAAUGGCUCGAGGACAUCGCGCUGCGGUUGAUCUGCGUCCUGGCUCUCGACAGGUUCGGCGAUUUCGUGUCCGAUCAGGUGGUGGCACCGGUGCGCGAGACGUGCGCGCAGACGCUGGGCGUGGCGCUGGCGUGCAUGCGCGUGCGCCGCGUGCGCCUCGUGUGCGCGCUGCUGGCCGCGCUGGCGCAGCAGCCGCAGUGGGAGGCCCGCCACGGCGCGCUGCUCGCCUACAAGUACCUGCUGGCCGCCAGGAAGGAGACCGGUCUCGAGUGUGGCGCGGUGGAGCAGCUGGUGCGCGGGCUGGAGGACGACGCAGAGGACGUGUCGGCGGCGGCGGCGGCGGCGCUGACGGCGCACGCGGGCGCGGCCAGCGGCAGCGCGCGGGCGCUGGCGGCGCGCCUGUGGGCGCUGCUGCGGGACCAGGACGAGCUGGCCGCGCCCGCCAACGCCUACCUGGCGCUGCUCGCGGCGCUGUGCACGCACACGCGCGCCGCCACACACAUGCAGUACGUAUACACACCACACCACACCACCCACCGCACCGCACCUCUUGCCCCCAUCGACUUGCCCGACGUCCUCCCCCGCCUGUGGCCGUACCUCGACCACUCGACCAGUUCGGUCCGCAAAGCGGCGCUGCAGACGCUCAGGACCCUCACGAGACCUCUGGUGACGGAAACCAAUGGCACCAGCAACGGGAACGGUUCCACCGACUCCCGCGAUCUGAACGGCAAGGAGGAACAGUACCUGGCGUGGACUCCUGAACUGCUGCAGGAAGCUAUGAGACACGUUUACCAGAGAAUUUUGUUCGAACAUGUCCAUGAUAUACAAGAAAUUGCGCUGCAGGUGUGGGAGAACUUCCUGCGGCACGCGUCGCUGGGCGCGAUCCUGGUGGCGGCGUGCCCCGUGCUGGCCACGUGGAUGUGCCUGGCGAUGCAGCCCGCGCGCGCGCCCGUCGACUGCGCGCUGCUGCUGCGCCCGCCGCUGCAGGCUUGUAGUGCUGAUGCUCGUCUUGUCGUACUAGGUUUGGCAGCUCAUUACUGGGAGCGUCGCGUGCGCAGCGGUCAGUCGUGCGAGGGGGAGGCGCGCGUAGCCCAGAAGUGGUACGUGGGCGGCAGCGAGGCGCAGCCCUGCCAUCUGCGGGACAGGAACGUCACCCGUGCACGCUGUCUCGCCGCGCAGGCACUCGGUUUCUUAUCGUGUUACCUAGUACAACCGGCGCCUGGAAUAGAGUACAAACCCGAAGACGAAAGUCCUAUAGACUGUUAUGUUAAGGUGAUGGUGGUGUACCUGCGGUCGGGCAGCGCGCUGCAGCGGCUCGUGGCCGCGCUCGUGGUCUCCAUGUGGGCGCGACACACGCGCACGAGGCGACUGUUCCCCCCCACCAUACAACAACACCAGAAUGAGAACGAGGACAUGUCAGAGGAGGACAGUCAUAUAUCUAAACUGGCACCUCCCCUCCUGGUCAGCACUCUGCAUGCGGCGCUCAAUCAGACUCUCUACUACGACGAAGUGGCUAUAAACUGUAACAGGCAAAGUGGAUCAGAUGCAUUCACACACUUAUGUGUUCACCGCCAUCCAUUCCACAUGUGUCCGCUCGCCGCUGAGCGAAUACUGCAAGAAGCUCGUGAUCUCCAUGCUAUGAUGAAGCAUUACAAACUGCCAGUAGACACUGAAGAGUUCAAUAAUAUACUAAGGCUGGAGCAGGUGUCCCAGCUGACGGAGGUGUCGGGCGCGCUGGUGGCGGCCAUGAAGGUGAAGCGCGUCGCGCACACGCUGGAGGAGCGCCGCGCCGCGCUGCACGCCGCCGUGGCGCAGUGCUGCGCGGAACAGAACACGCUCAACGUGCAAGUGCAAGCGGCUCUGGCGGGCGCGUGCGCUAACCUCCACUGCCUGCCGGAGAAGCUGAACCCCGUGAUCCGGCCGCUGAUGGAGAGCAUCAAGAAGGAGCCCUCCGAGGAGCUGCAGCACCACUCCGCCGCCACGCUUGCCGAGCUGCUGGAGCAGCUGGUCACCAGAGACCCCUGCCCCAACAAUAAAGUACUCGUCAAUCUGAAGGCGUUCCUCAGAUGUGAUCCCGAGGUGACACCGCGCGUGUCACUCGAGUGUUCUGACGACGGCGACUCCGCCAGCGACAGCGGCCCCGAGGCGCAGCACGCGCCCACCACGCUGCCCGCGCUGGACAGGUACAAGGGUAUACUGACCCUGCGUGAACAGCAGCGCCAGGCGGAGGCGGGCACCCCGCGGCGCGGCCGCCCCCCCGCGCACCAACAACAAGCGCUGCAGCUGAUAAACCACGAGGACGAGGUACACUACACUACACUACACUAUCACUACACUACCCUACCACUACACUACCCUACACUACACUACAACUCGCAUCUAAAUAACACAGGCGAAGUACAAAGUGCUGAACAAAUCGAAGCCCAUAAAAUACUCAAGAUACAGAGGAGAGGGGCCACGUUGGCGCUGGUCAGCCUGACGAAACAUUUUAACAACGAACUACCAGAAAAACUCCCCAAGUUAUGGGAAUUCAUAAUUGAACCUCUCGACAGGGUCAUGACUGACGCUGGUCAAUCAAUGUUCGGAAAGCGGAUACGAUUCUUUAAGUUACAAGAGUGCACUCGUGAUUUAGAGUUGGAGAGCGCGGACGUGGAGGCGACGGAAGAGAUGAUAUCGCGACUGCAGGUGUUCGAGGCGGUGUGCGCGCACCUGGGCGGGCAGCUGUGGGCGCGCGUGGGCGGGGGCGGCCCCCGCGCGCUGUGCGCCCUCACCCGCGCUCUGCACACCGCGCUGCGGCACAUGGCCGCGCGCGCACUGGCCGCCGUGGCCGCGCGCCAGCCCGCCGCCGCCAUGCACGCCGCCAUACACGAGCUGGUGCCCGGGCUGGGCGAGGUGCGGUGCGAGCGCACGCGGUGCGGCGCGGCGGAGGCGCUGUCGCGUGUGGUGGACGCGCUGCAGCUGCAGGUGGUGCCCUACAUCGUGCUGCUGGUCGUGCCGCUGCUCGGUCGCAUGAGCGACCACUGCGAGGCGGUCCGCGUGAUGUCGACGCGUUGUUUCGCGAGUCUCAUCCAGCUGAUGCCGCUGGACGGCGCCGUGCCGGAACCGCCGGACCUGUCGCCGGACAUGCGCGAGCGCAGGAAUAGGGACAAGAACUUCCUCGAUAAAUUGUUCAACCCCAAGACUAUAGAAAAUUACAAGAUACCCGUGCCGGUGACCGCCGAUCUCAGGACAUAUCAGCAGGCGGGGGUGAACUGGCUCCGGUUCCUGUACUCGUACAAGUUGCACGGUGUGCUGUGUGACGACAUGGGGCUCGGCAAGACGCUGCAGUCCAUCGUGGCCGUCGCCUCCUCGCACUGGGAGCGGGCCCAGACCCGCGCCCCCUCACUGCCUUCGCUCGUCGUCUGCCCGCCCACGCUCACCGGUACACUACACUACCCUACACUACACUACACUAUACUCACACCCUGCAGUCCAUGGUGGCCGUUUCCUCUUCGCACUGGUAGUGAGCCCAGACCUGCGCUCCCUUACUGCCCACGCUCACCAGUACAUUACUGUCAUUGGGUAUUCGAAGUGAACAAGUUUAUACCGAGCAAUUUUUUGAAGCCAUUACAAUAUGUGGGCCCUCCGAUAGAAAGAGAGCGGUUGCGAGCUCACGUGAAACAUCAUAACCUCAUAGUGGCCUCCUACGAUAUUGUACGAAAGGAUAUAGAUUUCUUUAGCAGCAUCAAAUGGAACUAUUGUGUCCUAGAUGAAGGACACGUCAUCAAAAACGGGAAGACGAAAGCGUUCAAAGCUAUAAAACAGUUGAUCGCGAACCAUAGACUGAUACUGUCCGGAACGCCUAUACAGAACAACGUGCUGGAGCUGUGGUCCCUGUUCGACUUCCUGAUGCCGGGCCUGCUGGGCACGGAGCGGCAGUUCACGGCGCGCUACUCGCGGCCCAUACUGGCCGCGCGCGACCCGCGGGCCAACCCCGCGCAGCUGCAGGCCGGCGCGCUCGCCUGCGAGGCGCUGCACAGGCAGGUGUUACCGUUCCUCCUGCGACGUGUGAAGGAAGACGUACUGAAAGAGUUGCCUCCGAAGAUAACGCAGGACUACUACUGCGAGCUGAGCCCUCUGCAGCGGCGGUUGUACGAGCACUUCUCGCGCGACCACAUGCCCGACGACGUCACCAGUCGCACGCACGUGUUCCAGGCGCUGCACUACCUGCAGAACGUGUGCAACCACCCCAAGCUGGUGCUGACCGCGGAGCACCCCGAGUACGAGCGCGUGACCGGCCUGCUGCAGCAGCAGCGGUCCACGCUCGACGACAUCCAGCACGCCGCCAAGCUGCCCGCCCUCAAACAGCUCCUUUUGGAGUGCGGCAUCGGCGGGUCGUGCGCUGAGGGCGGGGGCGGGGGUGGGCCGGGGGGCGGGGGCGCCGCCGCGGACGUGGGCGAGGUGGUGGCCGCACAUCGCGCGCUGGUGUUUUGCCAGCUGAAGCGCAUGCUGGACAUCGUGGAGCGCGACCUGCUGCAGCGGCACCUCCCCUCCGUCACGUACCUGCGCCUGGACGGCUCCGUGCCCCCCCCGCAGCGACACGCCAUCGUCAGCGCCUUCAACGCUGACGUCACCAUCGACCUGCUGCUGCUCACCACCGCGGUGGGUGGUCUCGGCUUGAAUCUGACCGGUGCGGACACUGUGAUAUUUGUUGAGCACGACUGGAACCCCAUGAAGGAUCUGCAGGCGAUGGACCGCGCCCACCGCAUCGGGCAGCGGCGCGUCGUCAACGUCUACCGGCUCAUCACCAGGGACACGCUCGAGGAGAAGAUCAUGGGCCUACAGAAGUUCAAGCUGAUGACGGCGAACACGGUUAUCAGCAGCGAGAACGCGGCCCUCGAGACCAUGGGCACCGACCAGUUACUGGACCUGUUCCAGCCCCCCGGGACAGCACCCAAACCUUCAUACAACUCCUUCCAGCUUGAUGCCUCGAACCCGGCACCAGAGCUGCCACCCGACCUGUGGGACGACGCUCAGUACGAGGAGGAAUAUGAUAUGACAUCUUUCAUCAAAAGCCUCAACAAGAUCGGAUCCUAA